Chelonoidis abingdonii (Abingdon island giant tortoise) is the source of this 1408-nucleotide messenger RNA. NCBI's taxonomy places the organism in Eukaryota, Metazoa, Chordata, Testudines, Testudinidae. The record is from RefSeq and is a predicted model, not a curated record.
CUGAAGCCCCUGCUGCUGUUUUCUUUUGCUUCCUUUUGCAGAACCCCUGCUGUGCAGCGACUGAUUGAAAAUGUCAGAAGGCUCCAAGGUUUUUAAGAAGACCAGCCCCAAUGGGAAGUUAUCCAUCUACUUGGGAAAGAGGGAUUUCGUGGACCAUGUAGAUUCUGUGGAACCUGUAGAUGGUGUUGUUGUGAUUGAUCCAGAGUAUCUGAAGGAUAGAAAAGUGUAUGUGACCCUGACUUGUGCAUUCCGCUAUGGCCGAGACGACCUGGAUGUCAUUGGCUUGACCUUCAGGAAGGACCUCUAUGUCCUGACCACUCAGAUUUAUCCUCCUGUGCCAGAACAGACACCAACUUCCCUCACUCCUUUGCAGGAAAAGCUGCUGAAGAAGCUGGGCGAGCACGCUUACCCCUUCACUUUUGAGAUGGCGACCAACUUGCCCUGUUCAGUCACUCUCCAGCCAGGACCAGAUGACGUUGGAAAGGCUUGUGGUGUGGACUUUGAGGUCAAAGGAUUUUGUGCUGAAAAUCUGGAGGAGAAAAUUCACAAGAGGAAUUCAGUGCGACUGGUGAUCCGAAAGGUCCAGUUUGCCCCAGUAAAUACGGGCCCAGCACCAAAGUCAGAGACCACCAGGCAAUUCAUGAUGUCUGACAAGCCCCUACACCUCGAGGCCUCCUUGGAUAAGGAGAUCUAUUACCACGGAGACCCAAUCACUGUCAAUAUUAAUAUCAACAACACCACCAACAAGAUUGUGAAGAAAAUUAAAAUAUCAGUCGAGCAGAUCACGGAUGUGGUUCUCUAUUCGCUGGACAAAUAUAUGAAGAACGUGUGCACAGAAGAGAUAAUUGAGACUGUGGCUGCCAAUUCCACAUUCUCCAAAAGCUACACAGUGACUCCCAGCCUAUCGUCCAACCGUGAGAAGCGUGGCCUGGCACUUGAUGGCAAACUCAAACAUGAGGACACCAACCUGGCCUCCACCACCAUGCUGAGACCUGGGAUGGACAAGGAGGUAUUGGGGAUCCUGGUAUCCUACAAAGUGAAGGUCAACCUGUUGGUAUCCAGAGGAGGCAUCCUGGGAGAUCUCACUUCAAGUGAUGUUGGUGUUGAGCUACCUCUUAUUCUGAUGCACCCAAAGCCCACUGAUGACAAGCCAAGUGAGGAGGACAUUGUGAUUGAGGAAUUUGCUCGCCAAAAACUCCAGGGGGAGAAAGAUGACGAAGAUGAGAAGGAGGAAGCUGACAAAGACGAAAGCUAAUCUGCUGCCCUGCCCAGCCCAGCCAAAACAUGCAGUAGUGACCACUCUAGUGCACAUAGAUUUUUUAGAGCAGUCCCUGAUGUACCAAUCUUAUAUGUGUGGUGUGAUACAAUCAUCAUUUGUUAGCAACUGUAACUAUGUGAAUGCUGUCAA